This is a messenger RNA of Schistosoma mattheei, 1311 nucleotides long. Lineage: Eukaryota; Metazoa; Platyhelminthes; Trematoda; Strigeidida; Schistosomatidae. The record is from the annotation of a GenBank genome assembly.
AUGAAUCAGAACUCUUCGGAAUCGUUGUUACAAAGUGCAGAUGAAAAACUUACCAUCGACAAUCAAGCUUCAGACCAUGGCAACAUGAAUUCGAUUCCUUCCGUUUAUAGAAAGAAUUUAUCUGUUUCAUCUUAUCCACAAGAAACACUGAACAAAGAAACCGUUCACAUCAAUUUAGAUCCUAAUACAGCGCCUGCUCGAUACCGUGGCAUUCGUGAUUUAGAUUUAAAUUCGUGGGAUGACGAAGCAGCGGGAAAAUUACGUGUAUCAUUUCUUCCUUCUGGAGAUUUAUACGACUUUUUAUCUCCGUGUAGACGUUCCCUUGGCCUUCGUGCCGUUACUCGCUCUGUAAAUUCGCGGCCUCUUAAACGAACAUUAGGUGUUAUCUGGUUUGUUAACGAUUGUUGUGGGAUUACUUGUAUUUUUAUCACUUGGCUGCUUAUUCUGUAUGCAGAGUUUGUAAUAGACUUCAUAAUACUAAAUCAUUCUCCAUCACAUGCCUUUUACUGGACUAGUGGAACGAUUUAUCAUUUGUUUGCCAUCCUGGCAGUAGUUUCUCAUUUCAAAGCAUUCAGCACAGACCCACAUCCAAUCGGUGCAGCAAAUCAAACAUUUGCAAAAUGUUUACAACAGUAUUCUUCUUACUUAUCUGCCCCUCCUAUACGUUGCACAAAGUGCCUUACUAUUAAACCUAUUCGUGCCCAUCAUUGUCGCAUUUGUCAACGAUGUAUACGUAAAAUGGAUCAUCAUUGUCCAUGGGUAAAUAAUUGUGUCGGUGAAGGUAAUCAAAAAUACUUUGUUUUAUUCGCUUUUUAUAUUUGUCUAAUGUCAUUUACUGCUAUUGGAAUGUGUAUUUAUUUCCUUUUGCAAUGUUUGGGUUCCGAUUGGGAGGUUUGUCAAUCAAAUCAGAGUGUUAAUAUACUAGGCAAUUUUAGUUCAUUAGCGUGCAGUGCAUUUGCCCUAGGAUUGAUAUGUGAAUCCUUGAUGUUCGGUAUUUUUACUUUAGUAAUGUGCAUCAGUCAAUUGUGCGCUAUUUCAAAUGAUGAAACAGGAAUUGAAAAUAUUAAAAAAGAACAGUCAUCAUGGGAGAAACAAUCAACCAGGAAAAAUUUUAUCAAAGCGUUUGGUGCACCAUUUUCAUGGCGAUGGUUUAGUCCAUUCUCAUCACCUUCAUUUGUUCCGACAAUAUUACCAGGACUUCCAGAUGAUGUCAAUUUAACCAAUAUGUUAUAUUUAGCUGAACAAAAUGCAACUCGACAAAAUACAAGUGAAUUUCAGUCAGAUUUUAAUCAAAUUGGAUAUAUUGUUUGA